Messenger RNA from Iphiclides podalirius (scarce swallowtail), 258 nucleotides. Lineage: Eukaryota; Metazoa; Arthropoda; Insecta; Lepidoptera; Papilionidae. The record is from the annotation of a GenBank genome assembly.
AUGGUGCGACGCCGGCGCUCGCAAAAAGCACUCCCUGGCGCUCGCAGUGAUGCCGGAGCGGGACGCCGCUACUGCAGAGUAGCCGCGUCCCUCUCGUCGCGCAAAAAGCACACGUCCGUACCAUUCUGUAGUAACUGCGAUUAUGUGAACCCGGAGGAUUCCGGGAACUGGUUUUUACUUUGGGCGGGCGACGUGACAUUGCGACGUAAUUCGACUCGGCGGCUCUCCCCCGCUCGUUCGCUCGCCGUUUUAAAAGCU